AUGCUUAUUAUUGUAGCUGUUUUACCUCUCCUCUUUUUUACAAACCUAUUGUGCAUUUCAAAUGAGCUUUCGGAAACAGUUCAGAUGGCCACUGAGAGACCAUUAUCGUUAAAAGAUCAAAUAGUGCAAAAUUGUAGCGAAUUUUAUCCUUGGCGAAAGAUUCGACUUCCAUCAGAUCUCUAUCCCACUUAUUAUCUCAUGCGCAUUCAGCCGAACUUAACCACUUUAUCUCUAACAGGUUCCAUCACUGUUACUAUAAAAAUGGUUUGUGAACGGUUAGAACAAUGGGCAUUUCAGCUGAAUCGCAAAAUUCAUAUGAACGAAACGAUUCGUUUUCAUAUAAAUUAUAAAGGAUAUAUUCAUAACGAUCUCGUUGGAUUUUAUGUUAAUCGUCAUUUUAACGAAAAAGGAAAUGAAAUAAUAUCGGCAUCAACGCAAUUCGAAGCAACAAACGCGAGAAGGAUGUUUCCAUGCUUUGAUGAACCAUCUUAUAAAGCCAUUUUUGAUUUGUCUGUUAUACAUGACCCAACCCACAUUGUUCGCACGAAUAUGCACCUCAUUAAUUCCAUGUACUAUAGAAAUGGACUGGUAAUUGAUCAGUUUGCUCCAACUGUAAAGAUGAGCACUUAUCUGGUAGCAUUAGCUGUACUCAAUGAAUACGAACAAAUUUCCAACGUCACUCAAAAAACGAAAUAUUCUGUUGAAGUGAGCGUUUUCGCACAAUCGAAUGUAAUCGCUGAUCAAGCAGAAUUUGGAUUAAAAACAGGCAUUGAUAUGAUUGCCCUAAGUGAUUUUGCGGAAGGCGCUAUGGAGAACUGGGGUAUGAUAACAUUUCGAGAUGGUAUGUUGUUGCACAAUCCAAAAAGAUCGACGACAAGAAGCAAGGAAAUGAUAGCACUUGUUAUAUGUCAUGAAUAUGCGCAUCAGUGGUUUGGUAACUUGGUGACCAUGAAUUGGUGGAAUGAUCUAUGGCUCAACGAAGGAUUUGCUAAUUACAUGGAAUAUUUAUGUGUCGAGAAAAUCUAUCCAGAAUGGAAAGUGAUAGAAAAUUUUUACUUGGAAAACUUUGUGACAAGUAUGAUGUUGGACGGCUUAGAAACGUCACACGCCAUAUCAACAAAAGUCAACGAUCCAGCUCAAAUUGGCUCGAUAUUUGAUGUUAUUUCUUAUCAGAAGGGCGCAUCAAUCAUUGGAAUGAUAAUGGGUUUGGCUGGUGCUGAUAAUUUCCAGAGAGCACUUCGAGAAUAUCUGCAGAUCUACGCGUACAAUAAUGCAGAAGGCGACGAUCUUUGGAGAAUUAUUCAAGAUCAUACAUCGCUAGACACGGAAAAUACGAGCGUCGUAAAUAUUGCUCAUUGUUGGACAACACAGGUCGGAUACCCAAUGGUGGCUGUAAGUAUAGACAGCAAGACGAAUUCGUUUAUUUUGCACAACCAGACUCGUUUUUUAUACCUCGAAGAAUCUCGAAAAAAGGCUGCGUCAACUUUUUGGCCAAUACCGAUACAGUACAGAACUGAUUUGUCGGAAAACUUAAACCUCACGUGGCUCAAACGCGGUGACAAAGAUAUUAAAAUUGAAUUACCCGAAAAGCCUCGUUGGGUAUUAGCAAAUGUGCAUUCACUCGGAUAUUUUCGGGUUUUUUACCACCAAGAGAUAUACGAAGAAUUUAUGAAGCAUUUCGCAGUGAAUCAUACUAUAAUUUCGGCGGUGGAUCGUGCUGUAAUUAUCAAUGACGCAUUCUCCUUUGUCAAAGCUGGUUUAAUGGCGAUUGACACGGCAUUAAAUUUGAUAUUAUAUGUUAAAAAGGGCAAAGAACUGAAUCGAACACCGUGGAGUGUUAUCACAAACCAUCUCAGAACGAUUGAAAGUAUUAUUUAUGAAACUGAUUCUUUGCCACAAUUUCAGGAAUUUAUGCGCACAUUGGUCAAAUCAACUUACAAACAUUUGGGAUGGUCGUGGAAAAAGCGCGAAACUGAACGAAUGUUGCAAACUGAAAUACUUUCACUUGCUUGUCGGCUUCAUGUUGAAGACUGUAAAACUCAAGCUAUGGAGAGGUUUCGAUCAUGGAUUAACGACGAGAAUUCAGUCCAUGUGGAUAUUCAACCAUUGGUACUUGAAGAAGGAGUGAAGCAAGGCUCGUACGAAGACUGGGAUUUGCUUUACUCAAAAUUCAUUAAGGCGAAAAAUCCUUCGCUAAAAAUUAUGAUUCUUACGGCACUUUCUGCAACAAACGAUCUGAGAUUGAUAUACAGAUAUCUAAAUAUGUGCUUGAAGCCCACGAUUAUUAAGCCAAGUGUUUUGCCAAAAGCAAUUGGAUUUCUCGUGCAAAAUCCAAUCGCAAAUCUUCAUGUUUGGCGAUUCUUUUGCGUUCACUACGAUGAAUUCAACAAAUUAAUUGGUAAAACAACAACAAUGCUUGGUGUCGCUGCAAAAUCAAUCAUCGAAAGUUUCAGCACACAAUAUGCAUUAGAAGAAAGUGUGAGGUUCUUUGAGGGGAAACAGCUGGGUGCAUCCAAACCACGUAUAGAACAAGGAAUUGAUUCAAUCCGUAUCAACAUACAAUGGAGGAAAUAUAAUGAAGAAGCACUGAAUCGGUGGCUCAAAAACUGGAAACAUUCUAUGAUUCUAUGA
This is a messenger RNA of Dracunculus medinensis (Guinea worm), 2631 nucleotides long. The record is from the annotation of a GenBank genome assembly. Lineage: Eukaryota; Metazoa; Nematoda; Chromadorea; Rhabditida; Dracunculidae.